Drosophila rhopaloa is the source of this 552-nucleotide messenger RNA. Its product is annotated as acylphosphatase-1. The transcript has a single exon. The record is from RefSeq and is a predicted model, not a curated record. The coding region runs from base 159 to 518 and encodes 119 amino acids. Gene Ontology annotation, molecular function: acylphosphatase activity. NCBI's taxonomy places the organism in Eukaryota, Metazoa, Arthropoda, Insecta, Diptera, Drosophilidae.
AUGACCAUUUUUAAUUUACCCCAAUUUAGUCAAAAGUUUGGACUCAAAAUGUGUUUUGUAAAGUAAUUGUAAUUUUCAACCAACAUUUGAGCCUCUUUGUUUCCGCCAAUAAUCCCAACGUCGUGUUUCGUGUUCAUGUGAAAUAGGUGUUUUUCGCAAUGGCGUCCGAAGGCGUUUUUUCCUGUGAAUUCGAGGUAUUUGGAAAGGUGCAGGGCGUCAAUUUCCGGCGGCACGCCUUGCGAAAGGCCAAGACGCUGGGACUCCGGGGAUGGUGCAUGAACUCUGGCAGAGGAACCGUGAAGGGCUACAUCGAAGGUCGGCCCGCCGAGAUGGACGUGAUGAAGGAGUGGCUCCGGAACACGGGCAGCCCAUUGUCCAGUGUCGAAAGGGUCGAAUUCAGUUCUCUGAGGGAGCGCGAUCGAUAUGGCUAUACCAACUUUCACAUCAAACCCGAUCCGAUCGAGGAGGCUCCCGAAAAAGGAAGACUAGGCAGUAGUUCAAGCAAUACCGACUAUUAGUGGAUUUUGGCGGAACAAUAAAAUUUAAGGUCAU